Molecule: messenger RNA, 10540 nt
Organism: Rotaria sp. Silwood1
Lineage: Eukaryota; Metazoa; Rotifera; Eurotatoria; Philodinida; Philodinidae
Source: the annotation of a GenBank genome assembly
CCCCACCCACACCCCAUCCACACCUACACCCACACCCCACACUCACACCAACAACACCCACCCACACCCACACCCGCACCUCCACCCAUACCCCAACUGACUUUUCAUCGAGCGAAAGCAUUUUGAGGGGUUUCUUCUUGCGUUUGUUACUCUGUUUCAUUUUUCGCUGAAUGACAAAAUGAAUUUAAACGAAAAUUUGCAAGUUGGAAAAAUCCAAGUUGUUAUCUAUAGAGAACAGGGUAUAUAAUAUACAUGAUAACAUGCAUUCAUCAUAAAGUAAAAAGCUCACAGAGAAAGUAAGUGUAACAAUACAUUUUGGGAAUUGAGACGUAAUGAGACAAUCCUUUUUCUAUUUUCUAUAGUUGAAAAUUGUGCGAAGUUAUUCAUGUGUUUUCCUGUAUGGUCUUUGCUACUUUUCCUUGUUUCGCUUCAUUUUGAAACAAAUUUAUGUGGCAUACGUGUUUCUCCCAAGUAUUACUCAUGCCGAAAUUUAACUCAAUACAAUAUAAAAAAUAUACAGGUAGGCGAUAUUCUACUCAUGAAGUCAGUUUGUACACCAUCCCCAGGAUUUUACAAUAUUAUGAAUAUUCAAUAUGGGCUGCCAGUUUCUACAACAAUAUCAGAAUCUCACAAUAUUACGAAUGCUCGACACGUGCUGCGGAUAGGUUAUUCACUAACACGAAAAGGUUACAUUUUUAUUAUGGAGGUUUUGAGGCAGAUAUAUGUGAUCGGUGGCCAACGCUAUGCGAACGGGUUUUAUUGGAUAGUUUCAUCGCCGCUGGCUGCCUUCCGGAAAAUCAUACUUUUCCUCGCAGCUUGGCACAUUCUACAACGUUUGCAGCGUCCGCGUUCUCCACAGAUACCGAGUCCUUCGUGGCUGACGAAGUUCAGUUUUUAGCUGUAAAAGGUGUGGAAACAACGAAUGACUUCGUUCUUUCUUCUCUUACAAAUUCUCUCCAUUCGUCAUCCGCAAUACUCGAUGCUUUUGUUGCUCUUUCUUCACAGGCCGAUUAUGAAGAAAGAGAAAAAAUCCAUGACUUUUAUCUCAAUUAUCAAUCUUCAUCAGUAAUUCAUUAUUACACACACGACAGGUUUUUUUCCUGCAUAAUUAAUCGUUUGCUUAGACAAGGACAACUCCACACUAUCUAUCAAUGGCGAAAACCAAUUACCGAUCUGAUCAAUAGUCUUCGACGACCAUUGCCAUCAGAAGAUGACAGUGUCUCAUUGAUUCUCUAUCGUGGUCAGCAAAUAACUGUAUUCGAGCUUGAAAAAAUGAAAAACCAUGUGGGAGAAACCAUCGCUUCUUCUUCUUUUCUCUCAACCACAAUCAAGUAUCAAAUCGCUGAAAUAUAUGCCGGGAAUGGAUCUGACGCCAAUCCUUGUUAUGUAUCAGUCAUGUUAAAAAUUCAUCUUGAUACAGGUCAACCAAUGCGUCCAUAUGCUCUCAUUAACAAUAGUGCCGAGGAAGAAGUUUUAUUUUCACCUGGUACUAGGUUUAUUCUCAUGUCCUGUCGAAAACUUCAUGAUAAUGGUCGCUUCUGGCUCUUUGAACUGAAAGCCAUUCCCGAAAAAGAACAAGAACAAUUGAAAUUAAAUCAUGGAGAAAGCUUUUUUGUUGCUGAGUCACCAAAUAGAUGGCCGACAUCGGUCGUGAUUGUUCGUUAUAUAAUCACCUGAUGAGACCCUUGAGCAAGGUCGAAACCAGUCUCAGUCAUUCACUAACAUUUUGGUAGAUAUCUUUAGAAAAGUGUCAUGGAAAUAUUGAUGGAACAAACUUCACUUACUUUAGUACCAGGGUUGCCACCUUUUGAAGUUCGAAAAGCAGAAAAUGACAGAAGUUUUAUUGUGAAAAAGCAGAAACAAAAGCAGAAAGUGUAUUUCUGCUGCGAAGCAAUCUUUUAAGCUUUCACGUAAUGAAAUCACAAAGAAUUUCACACCAAUUUCCCAUCGUGAUUGUACAAAAUCAAGAAAAAAUCUAGUUAAACACAAAAAUAGAAUUAUUGGAUUCGUUUUCUUUUGAAUGUGCAUUUUACAUCUAAUUUAAUAGCUUUCAAAAAAUCUUCGUUGCACAAUAUAUGUUUAUACAGCACUCGCAAAAAGUUUCAGGAUAUUCGAAAAAAGUUCUCCAACACUUUAUGUUUAAGUUGAAUCUGAAAAUAAGCAUAUGUUUGGCAUUAUUAUUAACCAACGUUUCAUAUAUUAUUGAACGAAUGAAUCUUCGCAAUUUGACAUCAAGAGAAAAGUAUCAAACAUAGAUAUCCAACGGCUAAAAGUUCUGUAACAAAUCUUGUUCUUUUCACCUAUUGACAUUCCUUCACUUUCAAAUACUAUGAGUGGAAAGAGUUUGAAAAGCUGACUACAGUGGAUAUGUAUUUGUUUAACAUCCCAAGUGAGCAAAAACUAAAAGAAGACACCCGACAUGACUAGUCCAAAGUGUCCACAGCAGCCGUCAAGUCUAGUCUGAAACGUCUUGCACAUCCGUCAUGACUAGUCACCUUUUGGAGAAAUGUCCUUCAAACUCGUCUGGACUAGUCCCGAGUGUCCUUGAAUCCAGUCAUGUCUAGUCCGUUUUGUCCGUUGACCCCGUCCAGACUAGUAGGAGAACUAAAAAAAGAAGAUGCAAGGUGGAUUCGAACACUCAACCCGACAGUAUUCGAAACCUGACGGGCAUCCUGCCGGGAGACUAGGACACUGAAAUGAACUGACGUCCGUUUAUACAGUGUAAAAUACAAAAUUGAUUCCCGUCCAUCCAGUAAACAAUCAGAAACCAGUCGAUGUCACACGACUUUGACUAGUCUGAAACGUCUUCGAUAGUAGUCAGGACUAGACCGAAGCGUCGUCUUCACUCGUCACGACUAGUCCUUUUUUAAAGAGUGGGUGUGGGUGUGGAUGUGGGGGGUGUGGGUGUGUGGGUGUGGGUAGGUGUGGGGUGUGGGUGGGUGUGGGGUGUGGAUGUGGGUGUGGGUAUGGGUGUGGGUGUGAGUGUCCUGUUCUUCCCAUACAGUCACCUACACCGACACCCACACCCACACCCACACCCACACCCACACCCACACUCACACCCACACCCACACCCACACUCACACCCACAUCCACCCCCACACUCACACCAUCUGUGAAGCAGUCGGAUUGUAGGUGGAAAGAACAAUGAGUGAGGUUUGGGUGACACCACAUGCAGUUUAUCAAAGAAAAGAGAAGUGAUGGAUCCAAGGGGAAAGCAGCUGACUUAGUGAACUUUUUGACUUUUUUUAACUUACCUGACUUAGAAUGAUUUUAGCGACUUUAAUGACUUUAAAAAACAUACACCCCCGGGGAAAGCUUCUCCUCCUCUUUCUUAUUAUGCUAUCAUACUCCACAUCGAAUUUAUUACCAAGUGAAGAUAUGACAUAAGAGUUUUAUUUCAAUGCCGUAUACAUAUGAUACUGAAAUCAAACUUAUGACAUAUCCCGGUAAUAAAUGUCAUGUGCAUGAAGUUUGAUAGUAUAAUAAAAAACCAUAGGAGAAGAGUAUUGGCCCCGAGUGUAGGUUAAAUUAGUAGCGAAUUCGCAUAAUGUCAGCGGCAAUUCAUUCAAAAACCUGUUCUAGAGCUCCUACUCAGUGUUUUAAGUACAAUAUUGCUAGCUCUAUCCACUAGGGUGUGUUGUGUGUGGGUGUGAGUGUGUGGGUGCGGGUGCGGGUGCGGGUGUGCAAGUGAGUGAAGAAAAGAACAACACUCGUCUGCACAGCCCACUUAUUUUUUCAAUUACAUUACCUUUUACUUAUUUCUUUAUUGUUGUUAAUGCGCGGCUCUGAUGAGUUUUUUAAUAUAUUGGGUGCGAGUGUGUGUGGGUGGGUGGGUGGGCGUAGGUAUGAGUAUGGGUGUGGGCAGGCGUGGAGGGUGUGGGUGUGGGUGGGUGUGAGUGUGGGUGGAUGUGGGUGUGGGUGUGUGGGUGUGAAUGUGUGGGUGUGGGUGUGAAUGUGUGGGUGUGGGUGUUGGUGUGGGUGUUGGUGUGGUUGGUGUGGAUGUGGGUGUGGGUGUGGUUGGUGGGGAUGUGGGUGUGGGUGUGGUUGGUGUGGAUGUGGGUGUGGGUGUGGGUCAAAGUAUUCCACCCACCCACUCACACCCACACCCACACCCACCCACACCCCACACCCACACCCACGCUCACACCACCCCCACCCACACCCACACCCAGCCACACCCACACCCACAUCCACACCCACACCCUCAAGAAAAUUUUCGAUAUUAACUAUCUUAUAAAAUUUUACAAACAGGGCUUAGAACUUUUGGUUACCCCUAAGUACAUUAUGUAAACUUUGAAGAAGAACAUCUAAUUCAGCAAUAAAUUAUGCAACUGAAUGGCGAGAACUGAUUCCUUUGUCUAGAAAACAAUUUUCGGUUUUUCGUUUUAGAAUUGCCAGUUCAGUUAUUCGUCUUCUAGAUGCUGUUUAUGAAUCAUCAAAUAUAAAUCUGAGACCUAAUUUAAUGGUGUGGCUGUGCGUGUACAUGUGGAUGUAGGUGUGGUAUAGGUGGGUAUGUAUGUGUGAAGCUCUAUCUUAACCCAUAGCCACACCCAUAAACCCUUAAUACCCUUGACGUCUUUGAGUUCGUUGCCAUCCUUGGCUUCGCUGAGUUCCAGACCUACUUUGAUAUCCUUGAUUUCUUUGGGUUGGUUGAGUUUCUUGACGUUCUUGGGUUCUUUGACUUUGACUUUCUUCACUUCUUUGGUUUUCUUGGUUUCUUUGAAUACCUUGGAUUCCCAUUAGUCUUAUCACUCCAAUUUGUUAGGCUCUCGUUUGGAGGGAAAGGUGACUUCUGCCCCAGACUACAACUCAGGGCGGAAUACUAUGUCAAAAACCCAGGUCUGCUCUGGGAACGAGAACACAAACGUGAAAUAAUACAAAAGACUUACCUAGUCUUGAUAUAAUGAAUGAGGAUGUAUAUAGGGAUGUGUGAGGUUUUAUUCACAAUAAAACCAAAAAGACAAUAUAAUAAUGAUGAUGGGGAUGAAAGACAUCAAGAGGAAAACAAUAACAAGAUCAAUAACAAGAUCAACAAGAAGGAAGAUGGAAUAGGGAAUGAGUCAUGUGAGAAAAAGGAAAGCGAAUAAACACUGGAUCGUCCAUGUAAGAUAUAUAUAUGUAUAUAUAUCUAUAUAUAGAGGAAAGGAAAAGACCCAUAGUGUACAACUGGACGUUAGCGGUAAUAGAGUGACCUCUAUUGACGCUAACACAAUUUCGUUAAUUUUAGGAUUCAGGAUUCCUCAAAAGUUCUGAAUCUAGGGAAAUCGGACACAUCGCCACACUCUCACACCCUUAACUAUUCGAAUAUACAAACCAAUGCUAUCUAUAAAAGCACGUGAUUUACUUCCAUUAAUUUCAUGCGCAGUUACAAUUAUUCUUUUCACAUUUAAUAUUGCUCUAACAAUGCCAGUUUAUAGAAAACAAACACAUGAUGAUGAAAACCAAUGUUUUGUGUCAAAACAAGUAUGGGAUAUUUUAAUUGUUUACGAUUUGUUCAUCUAUUUCGUGAAUCAUCCUAUCAUGAAUUGGUCGUAAUGGUUGCAAUUUCAUUUUUACUCUCAAUUACAGGGGUAGCUUUUGCAGUUGAAUUUAAUUUUAACUUAUCAUUUCAAAUUACUCAAUUAUGCCCACAUAAACUAUGUUGGUGUACUCGUAAUGUUAUUUAUUACUUUAUAGCAAUUCCUGCUUGUCUAUUUCUUUCGAUCAGUAUAAUUAUUUUUCUUCUGGUAAUUUAUUACAUAUUAAAUCAACCUCGAAGAACUACAUCACUCGAUCCAUCACAUGGAAAAAUGAAAAAACAUGUGUAGUAGUAUUACUUGCAAAAUGUGCAACUCAAGGUAUUGGUUGGCUUCUUGGUCUAUUUCUGACAUUUGGUAAUGAAGACACCCAAUGGUUUAGUACGGAUUUUUAAUAUAUUUAAUGGAUCAUAAGGUUUUUAGGCUAUUAUUUUGUAUUUAAUAAUUCUAUCAAAACAUGUAGAUCGAAGAAAAUUUGUGGCACAUGCCGAAAAGACAAGAGGUCAUCAGAAUUAACAUAUCAUCAAUACGAAAAAUGUGAUGAGGAAAAUGAUAAAAGUAUCACAUUCAUUCGAUAAAUCUGAUGACAUCAACAGAAUGGAUCCUAAACUCGGUGAUUAUAUUUCGGAUUCAUACCGUUAGAACAAUAUCUAUUAACAAUAUUGAUUUAACAUUAUCUUAAUAACACUAACUGAAUAUGAUUUCUGAUUAAAAUUAUUUGUAGUCCAUCGACAAUAUGUCAUAAAAUUAAUAUUCAGCCAUGUUUAUUAUAGUGUUCAUUAAACUGAUUAAAAUUUCGUCAGAAAAGAAGAGAUAUCCAGAAGGUUCCCUACAAAUUCAAGAGGUGUUGUAAAAAACAUGAUUUCGAGGUGAUUUGAAUUUAAAACGUUCUUAACAGGUGUUUUAUAAUGUUUAGCGAUUACAUAUAUUGUAUCUUAAACUUUGUAUUUCUAUUGCUAUGCAUGAGAUAGAUAUACCAUCCAUAUUAACAAGAAGCAAUUUAAGUAUUCUAAAGUUAUAAAAAGGGAGAUUUGUUUUUUGAAUACUGUAAUACUGUUCUCGAAACUAUUAAUAAGGAUCCUAAUAUGUUUUCGCUGUUGUUUCAUGGAUUUAGCCGUUCUCAGUGAUGAUCAGUCAUAUAGAGGAAGACCGAAACAAAAUAGAGAUAAGUUUCUGAAUGAUUACAUUUUCUAAUUUGAAUAUGCUCUAAAGAAAAAAAUUCUUAUGAAGAACAGAUAAGAGGCGUAGAAUGUAACCAGAUAAAUGUAAUCAGUUUCAGAUUAUUUAUAAUUCAAGAAAAUGAAGAAAUAAUGAUUGAUGUUUUACUUUUAUGUACUUCACUCUUUUAACUCACAAGGAAUGUUUUAUUUUAUGAAUUUCACUGUGAUGAAAUGAACUAUAAUAUUACAUGCCGUCAGAAAACAAGUGAACCAGAAAAUGGUUUGAGCUGACAGACAGUAAUAAAUCAAUCUUAAACCAUUUAUUCAUUUUCUUAAAAAAUAAUUCUAUUUAGAUCUUUUAGGACGAAGUCGAGCAGUAACUGUUUUUGAUAAAAUAAAAAUUUUAGCGAAAAAAAAACACAAGAUUCUUAUUAAUUGUUAAAUUAAUAACAAUUUUCUUAAAAUGAAAUUCGUGUAUAGAUAAAUAAUUUGCUUAAUGCAUGGAUAUACGCAGUUCCUAAUGAUUAUUUCGAAGUCAUGAUGCUUUCGAUCCAUAUACGUGUAUAGAUUCUACUUGAUAAUUACCAAAUUUUUUCUAAUACAGAUGUUUCUGAUCGCAUACAGUAUUCAAUUCAUUGAUUUUGUGUUACUGAAUAAAAUAUCAUCAAAAAUAGUUCUUUUUUUGUAAGCAUUUUAAACUUCUAAUACCAAAUAUCAUGAUAUACUGUAUAACAGAGAAAACUAAAUAAACACACACGCACGUUCUAUUUUUCGACUUGAUUUUAUUUUUUUAUAUGAUGAUGGCAUUAAGUUUUAUGUACUAAUGUAGUCUAUACCUAAAGAAGGUAUUAUGCAUGUGCCUAUAUAGUAUUUCAUUCAAGUUGAUAGUGGCUAAAUUUUCUCAUUGUUGAAGUUAAUAACAUAAGAAUUUUGAUCCCAUCUACUACUUAAAUAUAGUGUCCUAAAUAACUAUAUUAUCUUUAAUCUUGUGUUGUACAUAACUCUUUUUGACUUCUAUCGUUCAUGCGAGUUGUUUCUCUAUUUCUCUAAUUUCUACCCAACAAGGAAAACUGAUAGUUUUCUUUUUCAAUGUAGAUUGUGUACAAGUUUUUAGAUCGAUCAAAGAAAAAGUAAUCCUUGUUUUGAAUAAGAUUAUCAAAUAAAUGAGAUGUAUUUUUCCAAUUUAUAUUCAACGAUAUCAGCUGUCAUUAGUUUGUGAAUAAGUACCAUAUUAUUGUUCAUCAUUAAGAUAGAAAUCAUUUCUGCUUAUGGAUUACUAUACAGAAUAAAAUAUGAAAAUAUUGGUAAAGUUAAAAUAUUAUUUCUACUUAUGUUUCAUGUGAUAAUGCAUUGUAAAAAAACACUAGAUAUCGAAUUCUACAAGAUGAUGCUCUUUUUAAAGAAGAUUGACAGUGGAUACUAUUGAAUUUAGAAGUAUAUUUGGGAAACUUGAAAUACUAUUUUCUAAAUCAACGAAAAGAAAAGUUGGAUGUUUUAUCUGUCAGCAAGCAAUGGUCCGAAAACAUCGAGUACAUCUGGAAUUUCAUCUAAUGAUUAAAUGCAAAUUUGAACAUUAAACAUUGUUUGAUCUUUUCAUUAUCAAUUUUUAUCUGCUACGUUUCUGGUAUAUAAUGAGCUGAAACUUAAUAAGUUAAAUAUAGUCCGUUGUAACCUAUUAUUCCAUUCAAUUAUAUAAUAAUGGAUUGAAAUCCUACGAUAGAAUAUUUUCAUGUUAAAAAAUUAUUUACUCUGCGUUCAACUGAAUGUGUAUUAUAAUUUAAAAUAAAAUGACAUUUUCUUAUAUUUUGUAUCUGUUGAGUUCUAUAUCUCCUAUUUUCAUUGUCGACAAUCAUUUAAAAGAGUGAAUCUGUUAAUGAUUUUGUGAAAAAUGGCUGUGUAUGGUCAGAAAAAAGUAUUCAAGAAUGAACUUAUAACUAUAUUAAAACUUAAGAAGAAAAGAAAAGUUAAUACUUUAAUAUAGUUAACAUCGAAUUUUAUGUAACUUCUACAAGCUCCCAUGAACCGACUAGACAAGGAUUCUAUCGGAAUAUAUGGAAUGGUUUUAAUCUGUGAAACUUGGAAAAUACUAUAGAAUAGCUUGUUAUUUAAAAAGACUCAUUCGUCUGAUGGUGUCUUUAUCAUGGCAAUAAUGUUAUCUAAAUUGAUAUACAACUCAUACUUAAAAUCUUAAAAGGAUAAGAGUAUUUUUUUCAGAUAAAUUCAGCAUUUCAUAGAACUAUCGAAAUCAGAUAAUAUUGACUCUUACAUCAACGACUCACAGUCAGUAUGAUGACUUGUUGCUUAGUCUUAACAGUCUCACCACUUCGUUGAGUGAAUUACAAAAGAAAGAAGCAAAAAGUGUAUUUUGAUUAUUCAAUGAUAGACGUAAAUUGAGAACUUUUACUUGACCUUGAAUGAAUGGAUACAAUAUACUAUUCAUAUAUAUGAUUCUUUUUUUUGUGAUUAACAUUCCUUAAAUAUUUAUUUUCGUUUUGGAUAGUUAAUAUUUAACUUAAGCUUUUAAAAGGUGUAAAAAAAACAUUCAAAGUUUCUAUUUUUGGUUUGAAUAACUGUCAAAUUACUUGAAAUCAUCUGAAUAUAUAAGUUAAACAAAUGUAGUACAUCAAUCUUUCAGAUAGGUAUCUUUGAAAUUCAUACUUAUAAAUUUAGUCUAUUGGUCAAUUACAAUAGUUCGAAUGAGUAAAUCAGCGUCAAUUGUUUCUUUUGUAAAAUAUUUGUUUGUAUUACUCGUAUUUAAUAUUUAAGAAAGUUAAUCAAUAUCUAAAAUGACCCUGGAAAUCGUAGAUCUCAUAAGAAUGAAGGAUAGACAUUUCUCGAUUAAUUAAUUGAAAGAGACAAUCACUUAUGAUUAAUUUAAACUAAUUCAAUGGAAAUACAUAUAUUUUGACAACGAAAUAUUUCAAAUGGAAGAUAAAGCAAACAAAAUUACUCAAAAAAAAUUUCAUUCACUCGUACCUGAUGAAUAAUAAACAAAAAGACUUGAUUGUCAUGAUCACCUUUUACUUCCACUUUUCAAAAUCAUACAAAACCAUAUCUUAUUUCACUGAUGAUUUUAUGCAUCGUUUCUUGUUCUUUAGCAGCUUUGUCCUAUGAAAGUAUUAAAUAUUUUGCUUUCUUCAAAUAAAUACCCUAUAUAUAAUGCAAGAAUAUUAUAUCGAGGUUUUCGUGUCUGUCAAAAUGUAUAUUUGUGAUUUUUGUUUUAUUUGAUAUAUUCUUUUUUUUCUGUAGGUGCGACGAGAACAUUCUAUGGUAUGUCUGAGAUACUGGUAAUUUUACAAUCGGUUUGUAGUUUUGUUGUUGAUCAUGAUGUCUAAACGAUUAUAUUAAAUUACAAUCCACAUUCUGAUCAUCAUCAAAUUUAUAUUUUAUUCAUGUCAAACUUUCUUUUUUUUUCUUAAUAAUGAAUCGUUUUAUUUUAAUAUGACGUGCAGUUUCAGUAGACAGAAAUCUUUAUUAAUAUAUUUAUUAAUUAUAAUUAAUUAUAAUAAAAUUAUAGCACAAUCGAAUAUUGAAUAUUUCGAUGAUAGUGAUACAGAUAUAUUAUCGAAUUUCAAAGAUGAAAUCAUAUUAAAACAAGAUUUACGAAUUGGGCACGACACAACAGAUUUGGAUUCAACAAGUCACUCAAUGGAAAGUAUUUCAUUAGUAUCAACAGCAGCAACUUCUCCAAGUCUAAGUGAAGUGAUGCCCGACACAGUGAUAGAUACAAGUUUAUUUUUUCCUGAAAGUUCUUCACGGAUAUUUACUAAUCAGGAUUGGUUAUCAACAGCUCUUAUUCAUCGUUGGUCUACAUCACACCAAGAUACAGAUUCGUCAUCUGUUGCUUCAGGUAUACCAUAG